AUGAGCAAGAAAUCAACAAUAUAUUCACUUCUUUCAGAAGACAACACCCCGAAUGAGACACCGGUACAAUCACGGUCUAUUUCUGCUUCCCCACGUAGCUCAGCAAGCUUUUUUGACCCUGUAAAAAGCGUUUCAAGUGCAAAUGAAGGCGGAAAGCGACGUGCAAAAUUGUCAUUGAGCGAAAUAAUGAAUAGCAGCACGAAUGAUGGUGCAAGAAGCCCAAAUGAGGAAGCUGGUGCUGCGUCCGGAGUGAUCAGAAAUGUCAGUACUGCAAGUGAUGCUGCUGCAAGUGGUGGUGACACUGAUAACAAGAUCAUACUGGGAGGACAAGUAUUGAAUGAGCCAAAAAGUGCCAGCAGUGAAAGUAAGGCCGGCAAAGACGGCAAGAGUAAUACUCCGUCGAUAAAGGUGACGCGGAAUCUAAAGAGCCCGCGUAAAGUACGCAAGAUAAUGCCUAUGAUCAAGAAAAACGGGACAGGCAAGCUUACAUUGGGAGCUAAUGGAAUCGGCACAUCGGGAAGCCUAAUUAGGCAAGGAUCCGGGAUGGAAGGGUCAGAAACGGAUAUUCCAGAUGGUGAAUCUGGGGAGGGGGCCGGCCAGAAGGAUCCACAGCUACCAAUAAUAAGCAUUGAUGUGCCUGUUGCACCACCUGGCGUGAAAACUACCGACCAACAGAUCACAUACAAUGUGGCCAGUCUGUGUGAGGAUAAAUAUGGAUUCAAUGCACUGAACUCGAACAGCAGGCUUCCUGUGGACCUUGACGAUGAUCUGGAUGAUGAAAUGGAUGAGGAUGAUGAUGAUGUGGCCAAUAACAGUGCAGUAAGUGGGCAUAAUGAUGCAGUAAGCGGAUCUUUGGCAGGUGUGGGAGUGGUGAAUGCAGAUGAAGAGCAUGAUGAUGCAGCAGACAUUGUGAAUCGGCUACAUCUUAAAUUCACGCCUGAAAUGACAGAUGAGGAAAAAGAGGAGAUGGUUUUAAAGGAGUUGCACAGAAGGCGGAUGGAAGACAACAAGCGUAUUGGCAAGUAUGACAUUGAUGAUCCGUUUAUUGAUGAUGAGGAGCUUCAGUUUGAGGAGCAGACUAAAAAUAACAAGGGCGGCUUUUUUGUUUAUCAUGGGGAGUGGACAGACUCAGAUCAGACGAAUAACAGAAGAAGAGGCGGAAAUUCGUCAAAGCGGAGAUCGCAAACGUCAAGAAAUGCGAAAAGAAGGAGAACUUCACCUAGUUCGAGAAGCCAUACGCAGAGAGGCCAUGCUGGACAUAGCCAAUCGAGUCGGCAUUCGAGUCACGGGCAUUCUUCGAAUCACAGCUCGAGAUCUCACUCUGUAGCAGCUGGAAAAACUCAGGGUACGGUGAAAAUUGCGCCAAGAGUCGUUCCUCAGUCUCAUUCAUCAAAAUCAAAGCCUCACAAUUCGACAAAGACUAAUGAACCAAAAGCAAUUGUCGUUGGGACGAAGAAGCCAGUUAUUGCAUCUUCGUCUACCAGCAACAACAAAAUCAUCAUAGGCUCGUUUCCGAUUGGCCCAUAA
This is a messenger RNA of Brettanomyces bruxellensis, 1527 nucleotides long. RefSeq lists its product as uncharacterized. The record is from RefSeq and is a predicted model, not a curated record. The coding region runs from base 1 to 1527 and encodes 508 amino acids. The transcript has a single exon. NCBI's taxonomy places the organism in Eukaryota, Fungi, Ascomycota, Pichiomycetes, Pichiales, Pichiaceae.